GUCAAAUCUAAUGUUUUAAAAAAGCUUGAUUCAAAAGAGCGGCGUUUGUAUAGUACACCUAACAUCAAACUUUAGUUUUUUCUUAAGUAUAAGUUGACUUUCUUUUUUAGUACUCAAUUAUAAUGAACUGAUGUUGUAAAAAUUUGGAAAAAUGUUUUAUCAUAUAUCUUUGGAACAUGAAAUUUUAUUACAUCCCCGGUAUUUCGGACCACAGCUACUAGAUACUGUUAAGCAGAAACUUUAUACAGAAGUAGAAGGUACUUGUACAGGCAAGUAUGGAUUUGUUAUAGCUGUAACUACAAUAGACAGUAUAGGAGCCGGACUCAUUCAGCCAGGGCAAGGCUUUGUUGUGUAUCCAGUUAAAUAUAAAGCAAUUGUGUUUCGACCUUUCAAAGGAGAAGUUCUUGAUGCAAUAGUCACACAAGUUAAUAAGGUUGGAAUGUUUGCUCAAAUUGGUCCUCUAAGUUGUUUUAUUUCACAUCAUUCAAUUCCUGCGGAUAUGGAAUUUUGUCCGAAUGUAAAUCCCCCAUGUUACAAAAGUAAACAGGAAGAUAAUGUCAUACAGGAAGAGGAUGUUAUCAGGUUGAAGAUUGUGGGUACGAGAGUUGAUGCUACUGGCAUUUUUGCUAUUGGAACUCUAAUGGAUGACUACUUAGGUUUAGUGACACAAUAAUAUAUUUAAUGAUUUUUUAAAAAUAAUGUAAUUAUAAAAAUAUAAAAUGAAACACAAA
Vanessa tameamea is the source of this 731-nucleotide messenger RNA. It is a transcript of the gene Rpb7, whose product is annotated as DNA-directed RNA polymerase II subunit RPB7. The transcript has 6 exons. Bases 152 to 673 code for a protein of 173 amino acids. Gene Ontology annotation, cellular component: P-body; RNA polymerase II, core complex. The record is from RefSeq and is a predicted model, not a curated record. Gene Ontology annotation, biological process: transcription initiation at RNA polymerase II promoter; positive regulation of translational initiation; DNA-templated transcription. Lineage: Eukaryota; Metazoa; Arthropoda; Insecta; Lepidoptera; Nymphalidae. Gene Ontology annotation, molecular function: single-stranded RNA binding; single-stranded DNA binding; translation initiation factor binding.